Messenger RNA from Alosa alosa (allis shad), 1686 nucleotides. RefSeq lists its product as uncharacterized. Gene Ontology annotation, biological process: immune response; cellular response to lipopolysaccharide; T cell costimulation. Gene Ontology annotation, cellular component: external side of plasma membrane. The coding region runs from base 1 to 1686 and encodes 561 amino acids. NCBI's taxonomy places the organism in Eukaryota, Metazoa, Chordata, Actinopteri, Clupeiformes, Clupeidae. The record is from RefSeq and is a predicted model, not a curated record. The transcript is spliced from 6 exons.
AUGAACAUUGACCCUGGCUCUGCUGCAGACGUCCUGUCCCGGCCCAGAGACGCGGAGGUGGUGUGUGCGUUCCAGGAGGACUGUGUGUUGCCGUGCAGGUUCCUGCAGGGGGGCAUGGUCAUCCACUGGUACAAGCAGCAGAUCCCGGUGCACAGCUACUACUACCACAAGGACCAGCUGCGGCUACAAAACAAGCACUUCAGCGGACGCACGCACCUCUUCAACGCACACGCUAACGUGCAAGACCAAGGCCGUUACAAGUGUUUUACCAGCACCCGCAAGGACAGCCAGGAGACCUUUGUUAACCUCCGGGUCAAAGCUCUGAUCUCACUGGUGAGGAUGGAGAUGACCAAUGAGUCAGUGAGCUGCCAGUCGCAGCACAUCUACCCCGCCCCUGAGGUGUGGUGGUCCACGGACCCGGCCCUCCCUCCACACGCCCUGGUGAACUCCACCCGCACCACGCCAGACUCCAGAGGCCUGUUCACAGUGGAGAGCUCUGUGGGGAUUGUGGGUAAUGUCUCCGACUACGCCUACUUCUGCUCCGUCGUCUCGGCAGAUGGGGCGCAGGUGUGGACGGUCUCACACAGACAGCAAGCGGAUAUUGUGGACGAGUCUGGAGGAAGCGUGCUGGUGCCCUGUGUGGCUCCAAAGGACUUCACGCUCCAGAACUUCACGCUCUCCUGGACCUUCAGUCCCAGCAGUGACCCCAGUGUGGACCCCAGCGCUCUCCUGACCUACGACAGUCGCACGCGGCAGACCAGCAUGCCCUCAGAGGGCGUGGAGCUGGACCAGGAGCAGGUGCUGCUGGGAAACGGAUCCCUCCGCCUACUGAGUCCAGAGAGCGCAGAGAACACGGGUCACUACACCUGCACCUUCUCCGCCCUCCAGACCAGACACCUGGUCCAGACCUGGGUCAACAUCACCGACAGGAGUGCAGGAAGCCCAUCAGGACAUGCAAACGGAGGCAAGCUGGUGAAGAUCAGCAUGUCUCAAUUAGAUGUGCCCAUGCUGGCUCUCCCUGGCACAGAUGCCACUGGGUCGGAUGGCACAGAUGCCACUGGGUCGGAUGGUUCUGCUCUGAAUGAUGGAGGCGGUCUCCGACUCCACGCAGCCAGAGAUGACCAACAUAUCACCCAAGGACACACAGACCGCGGCUCUGGCGACUUCCAGAGACAUCCGAUCCCUGAGUGUGGCGCUGCAGAAAUAGAGCCAUCAGGAGGUGAUGACCCAGGAGAGUUUCUGAGAGGAAGUGAUGUAACAAUCCCUCCAGAGUUUGGAACUGAUUGGCCAGACCCGCCUGUGCCAGGAUGUGAUGCCGGAACGCCAUGCGCACCAGGAAGUGAGUCAGUUGGGCCAGGUCCAGGGGACAGUGACCCAGCAGUCCAUCAGCACACUGGAGGUGGUGAGUCAACACCACAGGUAACAGGAAAUGAUGUCACAACACUUCACACAACAGGAAAUCAUGUGCUAACUCCUGGCAUGCCAGGACAGGUGAUGGUGAUCCACUGCGAAGCAGAAAGAGCUCCGAAAGACCAGACGCAACGACUCAGCUCCGCAAACUCUGACUCAUACUUCCUGAAGCUGGCUCUCUUUCCCUCCCGUAAAGACAUCAUUCCCAACAUCCUAGAGGGCGACGACAGCGUCUUCAUCGUUCCUGAGCAGUUUCAAAUCAACGGGUUCAGGUGA